Diospyros lotus (date-plum) is the source of this 1966-nucleotide messenger RNA. Its product is annotated as FCS-Like Zinc finger 8-like. NCBI's taxonomy places the organism in Eukaryota, Viridiplantae, Streptophyta, Magnoliopsida, Ericales, Ebenaceae. The transcript is spliced from 3 exons. The record is from RefSeq and is a predicted model, not a curated record. The coding region runs from base 617 to 1540 and encodes 307 amino acids.
UUCACUCACUAACUCUCUCUCUCUCUCUCUCUCUCUCUCUCUCUCUCGGCCAACUUUGAUCUUUCGUGGCGAUUUUGAAGGCUCAAAACUCAGGAAACCCACUGUCACACACACUCGUACAAAUACCCACGAUUGAGUUGCAUGAAUAUCUGAGUCCAAGAAUACACUUUUUAAGAGAGAGAUAUAUAUAUAUAUUUAUAUAUACGCGUCUGAGUGUCAGUGGCAGAGUGUUCAGUUCUGGUGCUGAUCGGAUGGCUUGCAUGCGAGUUAUGACGAUGGGAAUUGAAUCGAUCGGUUGUCGUUCUUGCUGAAGAACCGAGACUGAUUAAAAACAAAGAAAGAAAAAGGCAAGAAAAAGUAAUUCAGAUUUUCAACUUUUCUUGUUUUCAGUAGUAAUCCCGCAUGGAGGCUACAGAAUUGUAGCAUUCCUUUCCGUUGAGACUCAAGAACCAGGUUUUCUUGUUCUUUUUCUUUUAUGCAAUUUGAUUUUCGAGCGAUGGAGUUUUCUCGGGAAACAAGGGAGGAAUUUUCGUUUUCCAUUUGAAUCUGGAAAUUGAUCGAUCGCUUGCAUUGAGAUGAAUUAGAACACAUUUUUCAUAGAAUUAUUAGAUUAGUUAUGCUGAGGAAUAGAUCUAGAGCGGUGACCGGCAAGCAAACUCUAAUGGCGGAUCACACUUCUCUGUCGUCCCCUUCCCAAAAUCGAACCAGACCCAAUUCGUCUUUCUUCGGUUCACCGAGGUUUUUCAGUGGUCUGCAGCCCAAGGCACCCUCCGAAAUCGAAACCGUAAGUCCUACUUCAAUUCUCGAUAGCAAACAAUUCCCCUACCACCCAUUCGGGUAUGAUAAAAGCCAGUCCAAACUUUCCAUCAACUUCUCGGGAAACGAACACUCCCGGGAUAAACCAGACCCCAAAGGCGUUGGCCUUGCUCUCGUUGACUCUCUCAACGAUCAAACUCCGGAUGACAUUCACAGCUUCUCACAACCCAAUAGCAGAAUGGUGCUGUUUGGAUCGAAGCUCAAGAUUCAAAUUCCUCCUCUUCCAUCCUCUCCACUUUCACCCAUCCAAUCACCAAAAUCUCCGGCAGAUUUCGGAAUCAAAACCCGGAAUUCAAAUCAGGCGGCUUGCUUAUCUUUGUCCCCAUUUGGUUCUGUGAAAAGGGGCUCUCCUCAGCCGGAGUGUCUUUCUGCUACUGAAAUGGAGCUCUCCGAGGACUAUACCCGGGUAAUCUCUCACGGACCCAAUCCAAAAACUACUCAUAUUUUUGAUGACUGUAUUCUGGAAAGCUGCUGCGGCGUUGCGAAGCUUUCUGAACUGAAAAAGAACCACUCUUCCUCUUAUUCGCCGGGAAAACCCGGCUCCCCGCCGGCGAGCUUCCUCAGCUUCUGCUGCACUUGCAAGAAGAAUCUUGAACAUGGCACGGACAUUUAUAUUUACAGAGGAGAAAAGGCCUUCUGCAGCAGGGAAUGCAGGUGCCAAGAAAUGCUUUUGGAUGGAGUGGAGAAUCCGGAUUCGGAUGGUCCUUUUAGGACUUGUUCUUGAUCUCUUUCUUGCUUCAGAGCCCUUAAAGAAAGUUGAUACAAAAUUCAAUUUUCCCAAAGCUUUUAUUAAUAGAGGGUUACUCUACUUGUUCCCAUGGAUUAUUAAUCUAAUCAAGGUUGCCCCCCUUCUUUCUCUUCUGCAUAUAAAACACAAAAGAGGGGGUGAAGAAGAAGAGGAAGAAGUAGACGAUAGACAUCAUUGAAGAUGAUGAUGAUGAUGCCCAUUUCCUCUGCCUGUGAGCUUCUUCCACCCAGUCUUCUUGCUUCGAGUAGGCGAUGAUGUGUGAUUGGAACUUGGGUUUUAUCUUUGUUUAAUUUAAUUGUCAUGCUAAUCAUCUUCUUCUUGUUUAUCAUUACGGGCAUUACUUUUUUAUUAUCCUGGAACUUAUUACUAUAAUUAUUAUAUAUUGGGUAAGGAUUUGUCUCU